AUGGCUGACAAGAGGGAGCGAGAGAGAAAGACCAAUUUCCAGACUCGUAUUAACGGCUGCAUGCGUCAGAUGGCUGAGAUCCUCUACCAGAUCAAAGGCCCACCCAACCACAACACCGCAGAGGCAGAUGCUGACGCCAUACUGAGGCCCCUCAUGGAGUUCCUGGAUGGGAAUCUCAGUAUCUUUGCGGACAUCUGUGAGAAGACGGUGCUGAAGAGGAUCCUGAAGGAUUUGUGGAGGAUUGUCCUGAGCAGCCUGGAGAAGACCAUCGUCCUGCCUCAGAGCAACGACAGCCUGGGGGCCCAGCUCCUCACAGCAGCUAAAGGACUGUCUAAUCUCAAGGGAGGUGGUGAGGCCAAAACCUUGACGCCCAAACAGUGUAUAAUAAUCGAUGCAGGGCUGGAGACGAUCAAGCAAUACUUCCAUGCAGGAGGAAACGGGCUGAAGAAGGCGUUUGUGGAGAAAAGUCCUGAACUGGCUUCACUGCGUUACGCCCUCUCCCUCUACUCCCAGAGCACUGAUGCUUUCAUCAAGACCUUUGUCACCACACAACACUCCCAAGUUGAUGAAAGUGAGGUUGUGCGUGCCGAGUUUCCAGUUGGUGUCGGAGUCCACACAUCCUGGAAGACACAUCCUGAAGUUUUUUCAGUGUUGAAUGAGAGUGCAGGAGGCGGCAGCUACGGAACGUCAAUGUACGUCUACUAA
This is a messenger RNA of Chelmon rostratus (copperband butterflyfish), 705 nucleotides long. Its product is annotated as protein unc-13 homolog B-like. Gene Ontology annotation, molecular function: diacylglycerol binding; syntaxin-1 binding; calmodulin binding. Gene Ontology annotation, cellular component: neuromuscular junction; synaptic vesicle membrane; terminal bouton. The record is from RefSeq and is a predicted model, not a curated record. Gene Ontology annotation, biological process: synaptic transmission, glutamatergic; neuromuscular junction development; synaptic vesicle maturation. The transcript is spliced from 7 exons. NCBI's taxonomy places the organism in Eukaryota, Metazoa, Chordata, Actinopteri, Chaetodontiformes, Chaetodontidae. The coding region runs from base 1 to 705 and encodes 234 amino acids.